AAAAAAAACUCCGAAAAAAAGAUGUGCAUGUAUAUAUUUUAAGGCAAAAUGUAAACAGUUGCUGUUUUCUAUGGUAUCAGCUUGAUUUCGGAUUGCACUAUUUCAAUGCGACGGAGCAAGACAACAAUACAGCAUUCUUUGCAAUGAAGUAAACAUCAUGUUGACAGCAUGAGUUUGCGCAAUGAUUGCGUGAGCAACAUGGAAAUCGCAUCAAAAACAUUACAUUCAUCGCACACACUUUUCCCCGUGCGGUAUUUUUGGAUGGAUGGAGGAAUGUGUGGUAUUGAUUGAGGAAGAGUAGAUUUUAAUUUAAUCAUUGGAAGAGUAGAUUUUCUCGUCAGUUUUUGAAGUUUCUCAUCAAAAUUAAUUUAAAUCAAAUUCGCUGCAAAUAAUUGCGAGAUGCUAUUAAUAGGAUUUGAGCCAAAAAUAACUUUCUCCCCAAAAAUGUGCAACAACACAAAAACGUAUACGUAAAAGAGGAAUGAAUUCAGAAUGGCAUCAAAAUGAGAGUGAGUUGCGCGAUACUCAUACACAGACCCACGCACAGAAAAGCUGAAACCGACUUUUCGAUGCAACAUUGUCACAAUACAUUUUAGUGUGUUAUUAUUGUUUGUUCGAUUCUGCAGUUUCAACGUGCUAGUUAAUCCCUCGGCUGAAUAUUUGACGAAAAGAGUUUUUUUUCUUCGCAGAAUUGCAAGUUGACGAUGUGAUUUGAGUUGAAAUUCAAACGAUAGAUUCAAUUAAGCAAUACAUUUUCCGACUGAUUACAAAUCAAAACCGACUCAAUUUUCGCUGGGAUAGAAAAAAAAACUAAAUAAGGAAAAAUCCACAUGUGCAGUGUGUACACAUCUGUGGUGUCUCUUCCAGCAGUGGCUUCCACAUUUGAUAGCUCCGUAGAACAGUUUCUUAAUUGAAUUUUCCGCAUUGCAUUAAUACAUCUAUAUAUAAAAAGGCACGAAGUGAAAUAAGGAAGGAACAUGGGAAAGUUUGGCAAGUUCGUUUAGUGAACACAUGCAGAGCAUGGAUGAAAAUGUGUACAUCGGCAAUGGUGAAUUGUCGCAGUUUGUGGAAAAUUAUCCUAUGAAAUGGUUAUACACACAUUCGUUGUGAAUGUUCUGUGUGACAUCAACUACAACAUCUGCUGCUGCUGCUGUUGUUGCUGGUGCUGUCGGUGCUGCUUCUGCAAAUGCACAGGGGAUCGAUAUACGUGAGCAUAUUUUUGGAGUCAUUAGACGUAAGCAAUUAAAAAGAGUGUCAGUUGAUUAGAUCGUUGGGCAAAAAAUAGAUCAGAAUCAUUUUCUCCGUGUGGAAGUAGACACUUGUCGCAACCAACGAGCCGAACGAACGACCAAUGCAAUGACUUGAGUAUCGCUGGCAAAUUGGAAACGAGCAAAUACGUAGAAGUAGAAGAAGAAGAAGAAGAAGAAGAAGAAGAAGAAGACCCACAGACAGCCAAACGAAUAGAUCGUGUGACAUACAAAAAUAGAAAAUGCAGCUGAAUGGACGAUGUGAACAGUGAAUCACAUGCACAUUGCUUGUUAAAAUGCAUAAUCAUUUUGCGAAAGUGGAUCCUGUUCUCGGUGCGAUACCAUUAAUUACGAACCGGAAAAAGUCUUCCUGUGCCACACUAUAGUUCGGAGAGAGAGAGAGAGAGAGAGAGCAAGCAGUGAGAGUCAAUCCGAUGCGAUUGUCAACUGUGUAAAUCUUACAUACAAGGAAGCCGAAACGACAACCACGUCGACGACGACAACGAAGAAUAAGGAGCUAUGUAGAGCACCAAUAGAAGCAGUCCCAUUAUCACCGAAAGAUAUGUGUGCAAACAUACAAAAUGUGUACGUUCAUCAUUUUUCGUAUUUACAUCGCCGCUUCAAGCACCACACACAACUCAACGAUACUCAGUCUUAACUCUCGUGUGUGCUUUCGUUCUUGAAUUCUUCGGAAUAAAUUUGCAUAAUUUAUUUCUACUUCAGUGUUGUGUAGUUUGUUUUUUUUUCUGCUCCUCCGCUAUAUUUGUGAGCCGUUGUUCCUUCAUUCGUUCCUUUAAUUUGCUGCUUUUCGUGUGGGGCCGAGCGUUUGCCGUGUGCGCGAGAAACUGAGAAAGACAGGGAGGCAGAGUAUGUGUGUGAGUGUGUCGCGCGCGCCAGGCGCUUUUAUUCACUAGUUCAGCCAGAGUUCGGCUUAUAAAGUGAAAAUGCUGAACGGCUUUUAGUGGCAGAGCAGAAAAUUAACAACGUUACAACACGAACCGUGUACAAAUGUGCGUUCCUUUUUUCCAAUUUUCCCUUGCUGUGUGCUCAACACGAAGCGCGAAAAACUUUCGAAACAUUUGACAAUCAUUCACUAUUUUUAGAGAGUGCGAGCGAACAUUUCAAUUGUGAAAUCGGUGAGCACAUGACCGUGUUGCUGGUGCCGCUGUUGCUGACAUUCAAUAUUCCAAAGGGAUUCAAAUGGAAACCGUCGUUUUGGAAUGUUAAUUCAAAUGUCCUGCUGAAAAUUACCCAAAAAAGAAAGAAAAAAAAACAAUUAUUUCGACAAAUCUGCAUUGUGCGUUGUGCGUUGGACGACAACACGAAAAAAAAAUCAAGUGAACAUUCGUUUUUUUAAUGUGCAAAAAAAAACUGAAUCGCAUGUGAAUUUUGGAGAUUUUACUGCAUGAAAAAGAAGAAACAGAGGAAAAAAAAAACAAUUGAAUUGAAGGACGUGUUUAUUGAAUUUUUUUUUCGCUCCGUGAAAAUCCGGAGUGGAAACGACAUUUCGAGCGGAAAAAGGUUCAUGUGAUUUCAGUGCAUUUCAACAUAAAUAAAAAAAACAGCGGAAUUUUUGUUCAUGAGAGCCCAUCGCACACAGUGUCGCUGCUUAAAGCGAUUUAGUUUGUGUAUCAUUGCCAUUGGGCUACUACCCAUUUUAAUCGUUUAUUUUUUGGUCAGCGAUCAACUUUACUACCGCAUCAAACGGACCGACAUUGAGAAUGGCACUCAGUUUGGUGGCGACGACUCAAUGUCGCGGUCAUUAUCACCGAAGGAAAUGGAAAUGAUUGAAGAGCGUAUGCGUCAGCGAACCGAACGCCUCGCACAAAAAUGCACCGACUUUGGCUUGGACAUUCGAAAGAAUGAUUCGUUGCAUAAGCCAAACUCAUGGGAAUUUCUCGUAAAUAAACGAUACCAUUUGGUUUGGUGUAAUGUCUUCAAGGCGGCAUCCACAUCAUGGAUGUACAAUUUUAAUAUAUUAGCUGGAUACUCGCCAGAAUUCUUGCGUAAGAGCAAUAUCGUCCCACUGGAAUUGGCGCGCAAACGAUACGAACGGGUUACAGUACCGCAGCUGCAAAAGGCGUUGAAUGUAUCGGUGUCGUUUUUAAUUGUCCGUCAUCCAUUUGAAAGGCUUCUAAGUGCCUAUCGAGAUAAAAUUAUGUUCGCCAUACCGCAUUCACUGCACGAUAAAUUGGGCAAUAAAAUUAUACGAAAAUAUCGAAAGAACCGAAGACUUCGAGAGCCAAAAUGGCCAUUGUUCUCCGAAUUUGUAAGCUAUUUGCUGGAUGAAAUGGCGAAAAAAACACCAAAAACCGACAUGCACUGGGUACCAAUUACCGAAUUUUGCACACCGUGUCAAAUUAAAUUCGACAUAAUUGCAAAAUUCGAAACGCUCGACGCAGACCAGCGGUAUCUUAUCGAACGGGCCGAUCUGCGUAAGCACAUUUCACCGCAGUGGAAAAACUCGGGCAAAGGCAAAAACACCCAAGAAUUGAUUACGAAAUUUUUUUCCCAAUUGAGUAUUGCCCAAUUGGAUGGACUUUGUGAUAUUUACAAAUACGAUUUGCAAUUAUUUGACUAUGAUCCAGAACCAUUUUACAAUAUUGUUAAAAAUGCAUCGAAGAAAAUGGUGUGAACGACUGAGACAGACGACCACACAUACACAAACAACAAUCUUGACGAGACAGCACAACUUUGGAAUAAUUCGAUUUAAAUGAUAAAUGAUCUCAGAAUAGAAAUUAUUUCACCGAGUAAAAAAGAUGCGAUUUUUUCGUUGAUCGUUUCAAUUCGAACAAAAGAAUAAGAGGUAAACGAGGGAGGAACGUUGAACUGGAGCGCACACAAUUAUUUAGUGAACGCAUUCAAAACCGUUUUAUUUAGCAUAGGAAUGUUAAAAGAUUUUAUUUAUUCGAUUCUUUAAAAAAAAAUCCCUCCAUUGAGAGUUUUAAUUGAAAUUCGAGGCAAUUCUAAAGGAGAAAAAAAAACAAUGCAAACUUUUAGGUGGUUUUUUCAUUUCCAAACAUCAUCACCCAACUAAAAUUGGUAGCACACGCGAGCAAAUAAUAGUGACGAAUAAAAGUGUAGAAUAGAAAUUUGUAUAAUAACUCCAUCAAUUACAAGCAACCACAACCAAAAAAAAAAACACA
Sitodiplosis mosellana (orange wheat blossom midge) is the source of this 4393-nucleotide messenger RNA. RefSeq names its product carbohydrate sulfotransferase 11. Gene Ontology annotation, cellular component: membrane. The record is from RefSeq and is a predicted model, not a curated record. The transcript is spliced from 6 exons. Gene Ontology annotation, biological process: carbohydrate biosynthetic process. Bases 2827 to 3882 code for a protein of 351 amino acids. NCBI's taxonomy places the organism in Eukaryota, Metazoa, Arthropoda, Insecta, Diptera, Cecidomyiidae. Gene Ontology annotation, molecular function: sulfotransferase activity.